This is a messenger RNA of Anoplopoma fimbria (sablefish), 2235 nucleotides long. It is a transcript of the gene ostm1, whose product is annotated as osteoclastogenesis associated transmembrane protein 1. Gene Ontology annotation, cellular component: cytosol. The coding region runs from base 100 to 1035 and encodes 311 amino acids. NCBI's taxonomy places the organism in Eukaryota, Metazoa, Chordata, Actinopteri, Perciformes, Anoplopomatidae. The record is from RefSeq and is a predicted model, not a curated record. The transcript has 6 exons.
UCCGGGCCGUCACAUGAUCACGUUAGGAGACAACCAGGAAAUCAUGAGUUUUGUGUAGUGAAAGAAGAGGAACACAUGAUUUAAUCUCCGUUUUCGACGAUGUCUCUUUACAAAAACAGUUCGUUUAUGGUUUUGUUAGUAUUAUUAUUUAUGUAUGCUCGCGUGUCCAGCGUCAGCGCUACAGAUUCAGCGGACAAUAUGAAACAAAGCCCGUCUUUGAGCCCCGCUGCUGCUGCUGUUGUUGUGGUUGACCCGCCUGUGUCUCAGCCCGGCGUGGACCCCCUAUUCUCCCUCAACCUGCUCUCGUCCUUCCCUGAAGACCUGGAGAUCAGCGACUACUGCAGCGACCUGCUUCACAUAUUCGGACAGAGAUAUGUAACCUAUGUGAACUGCUCCAUCCCUGCUGCCCGACCCGUUAAAGUUUGCAUGAACUGUUUCUCCAGUUAUGGCAGCCUCCAGGACAUCUAUUUGAACAUCUCGUUAGACCAGAUGGGUCCUGGUAAUGUGACCUGCAGGGACAGCCUCCUGCGCAGUGAUCGGCUGAUGCUGGUUUAUCUGCUUUACAGCAACCUGGAAAAUAUUUGGAGCAUAUCAAACUGUGGCAAUUGCAUCACUAAAGGAUUCCAGAGCCUGACCAAUGACACUCUGUACUUCAUGAGCACUCUCAACCAAACUCUCACCUGCUUUAAGAAGUAUCAACAGGGGAACUUUACGGAGCUGUGCAAAGACUGUAAGAACACAUACAAAGGCCUGAAUGAGCUGUACAGCAGAAUGGAGACAAACCUGACUAUGUGUAUUGACAUAGAGGAUGCGAUGAAUAUGACUCGCAGACUGUGGAGUAAGAGCUUCAAUUGUUCCUUCCCCCGUGAGGAGACGGUGCCUGUCAUCGCCGUGUCCAGCUUCAUGCUCUUUCUGCCCAUCAUCUUCUACUUGAGCAGCUUCCUUCACUCUGAACAAAAGAAACGCAAGCUCAUACACCCCAAACGGGCGAAGUCAUACAGCAGUCUGAUGAACAUUCAGGACAAACUGAGCUGAAGAGGAGGCAGGUGAUGACUAAAAUGGAGGACAACCCUCUUUUAUUAGAAGUUACAACCCGGGAGAAGAUUGGACUUUUCAUCAUCUCGUGCCUGAGGUUUGAAUGUAGCAGACUCCACAACAGCAUUCCCUGUUUUUUUUGUUCAGGAGACUAUGAUCAAAAUUCAGAGGACUUCAAGAAUAUUGAUACGAGAAUGAAAUGCUUUGGGCACCUUUUGCUUUUUUCUGCUUUAUAUUUAUUUUCAUUUUCUUAAAAUAUUUUUCCCAAAAUGGUCUAAAUGGUGUUUGAAAUGCAUUAAACAUAAACAUGAAGAAUUGACAUUUUCAUAAUUUUUCAGCAAAACAAACAAAUAAAUUAUACACAGACUGUUUGAGUUUGCCUACUACUGCUAUAAUUUGAGAUGAGCUUUAUUUUGGGACAACUUUGAUCUAUAUUAAGCGAGCUGUUUGUUUGAAUCAAAUAAUAUCUAACUUUAUAAACUGCUAAUCAGAUUAUCCUUCAUGUUGCUGCACAGAUCCUUGCCUCUCCUUGCUUUCAACUCGUUAACAAUCUUCACAUUGUUCAGAGCAUCCUGUAGCCUGAUACACAUAGCUGUCACUAGAAAGAGUGAGGUGUGUGUGUGUGUGUGUGUGUGUGUGUGUGUGUGUGUGUGUGUGUGUGUGUGUGUGUGUGUGUGUGUGUGUGUGUGUGUGUGUGUGUGUGUGUGUGUGUGUGUGUGUGUGUGUGUGUGUGUGUGUGUGUGUGUGUGUGUGUGUGUGUGUGUGUGUGUGCUCUACUUAUGGGUUGAAAAAAAUGGGUUUUUCUGUCUCUAAUGUAUGUCCAGAAGAGAGCUGCAAAAAAGGAAGCACUUGAUGUCCAUUAGUGGUGACAUGUAUCUGCUGUAAGAAGAGGGGUGGUGCACAUCAGGGGGGUGGGGGGAGUAGAUAAAGACAUUACACACAUAAUGUAAGAGCACUCCAGAGUAACACACUGUGAUGCUACCUGUUUUCCAGUCAGUGUUUUUUGUGGUUGCAUAAAGCUUUUAAUGUGCUUUGUUGUCGUUUUCCACAGAUGUUUAACUUAAUUUGUUAAGGGGCUUCUGACUGCUUCUGACAGGGAAGUCUCAUUUAUGUCUCCUCUAUGAGUUAUGAGUUUUGAAUUGAUCAAAUUUCCUACUGCAUUUGCUGUGAAGUAAUGUAAACCUUAAUUUUGAAUGCAUA